Diaporthe citri is the source of this 1866-nucleotide messenger RNA. RefSeq lists its product as uncharacterized. The coding region runs from base 1 to 1866 and encodes 621 amino acids. Gene Ontology annotation, molecular function: oxidoreductase activity, acting on CH-OH group of donors; flavin adenine dinucleotide binding. NCBI's taxonomy places the organism in Eukaryota, Fungi, Ascomycota, Sordariomycetes, Diaporthales, Diaporthaceae. Gene Ontology annotation, biological process: secondary metabolite biosynthetic process. The transcript is spliced from 5 exons. The record is from RefSeq and is a predicted model, not a curated record.
AUGUUCAACCACCUAUUUGUGGCCGCUUUGGUGGUCAGCGUCCCUUGCAGCACUUUAGCAGCCGUUAUAAAGCGCCAUGCCACCGAUCUGGACGGAACCUAUGAUUUCGUCAUCGCAGGCGGUGGCACUGCUGGCCUGACCAUCGCUGACAGAGUCUCGGCUGCUUUCCCGAAUCGGUCCGUUCUCGUGGUGGAGGUUGGAAAUUGGGAUCCUCGCCCGCCGUGGUAUGAGCCAGCCUCGGUAACCUGGGACAUGGGCGGGGCCUUCGUGUACUCGCAACCCAUUCCGACCCUGGACAACAGGACGCCCAGGCCGUUCAUGGUGGGAAAGACUCUCGGUGGUAGCUCUGCCAUUAAUGGCCAAGUGUUCGACCGUGCUUCUCGCCAUGACUACGACAUGUGGCCCAGCUACGCUGGGGCGGAUGGCUGGGACUGGGAGGGCCUGAAGCCGUACUUCCAAAAGAGCGUGACCUUUGUUGAGCCAACGGCAGAGGAAGUCGAGCAAUAUGGCUACACGUGGGACAUUGAGUCUGCCUAUGGAGGCUCGACUCCGGUCAACUCCUCGUUCCCGCCUUUCCAAUGGCCAACAACCGGUAUAUCCCGCCAAGCCUGGCAGGAAGUUGGACUUGAAGUCAAGAAGGAGUGCGCCGGGGGCGACAAAGCCGGCUUGUGCUGGGUUCCGACCUCCCAGAGCCCUUGGGAUGCCAGCAGAUCGCACGCCGGCAUUGGUCACUACGAGCUGAUCAAAUCUCGCCCAAAUCUCCACGUCAUUGCCGACCACAAGGUGAUCCGUGUUGUGUACUCCGGGGAUGACCUCGCCGACCAGGUGCCGGUCGUGGAGAUAAAGUCCCUCAACGACAGCUCCGUCUACAACGUCAGUGCCAAGGCCGAGGCCAUCAUCUCUGCUGGUACUGUCCACACUCCUCAGGUCCUUCAGAGAAGCGGCCUCGGCCCUGCCGCACUCCUUAAGGACGCCGGUAUCGAUGUCGUGCUCGAGCUUCCCGGUGUCGGGUAUAAUUUCCAGGACCACACGGCUGCCCAGUUUGCAGUCAAUGUUACCAAAGACCUCCUGCCUAACGAGAACGAAUUGAGCUCGAACAAGACCUUCCUGCAGGACUCGCUUGCCCGGUACGCCCUCAGGCCGGCGCAGGGCCCAUACACACAAGGCGUAGCCAACACAGCAGCCUUCCCUGCCCUGAAUGUCAUCACCGGCGAGUACAAGGCCCUCGCUGCCGCCGUCCGCGACCAGAUCGCAAACGGCUCUGCGACCCAGUAUCUGCCGCACGGAACGCCCGAGACCGUCGUCGCGGGCUACUACAAACAGCUGGCAUACAUCGCCGACGCAAUGGAGAACACUGACCAGCCCUUCAUGGAAGGGUGGACCUCCGGGGUGCCUCAGUACGGCACACUGCUUCACCCUUUGAGCCGGGGCUCGAUCCUUCUCAACGCAUCCGACAUUGACGGCGAGCCCAUCAUAAACUUCAACACGGCCAGCAACCCGCUGGACCUCGACAUCAUCGCGACCUUCGUCCCCUUCUUCCGCAAGCUCUGGGCGACCGACGCGUUCAGGGCCCUCGGCAUCGUCGAGACGUCCCCCGGCGCCAACGUCACGGGCGCCGCGGACCUGAGCCGCUGGCUCGUCGGCGAGGCGCUGCAGCAGAGCGACUACCACCCGUGCUGCACGGCGAGCAUGGCGGCGCUCGAGGACGGCGGCGCCGUCGGCGGCGACCUGCGCGUCCACGGGCUGCGCAGGCUCCGCGUCGCCGACCUCAGCGUCGCGCCCCUGGAGCUCGGCACCCACACGCAGUCGACGGCCUACGCUAUCGGCGAGAAGGCAGCUGAUCUGAUUAUUGCGGACUGGUCGUGA